Messenger RNA from Acinonyx jubatus (cheetah), 2237 nucleotides. RefSeq names its product coiled-coil domain containing 69 (gene CCDC69). NCBI's taxonomy places the organism in Eukaryota, Metazoa, Chordata, Mammalia, Carnivora, Felidae. The record is from RefSeq and is a predicted model, not a curated record. Gene Ontology annotation, cellular component: cytoplasm; nucleus. The transcript has 9 exons. Bases 177 to 1061 code for a protein of 294 amino acids. Gene Ontology annotation, molecular function: microtubule binding.
UUUACGGCGCGCGGCCGCCCCAGCUCCGACUCAAGUCUGCGCUUCCAGGUUCAGUUUCAGGGUCUCGCCGGCAGCCCCGGCCGGCGGGCGCGCAGCGGGCGGCGGGGCCCGGGCGGCUGGGUCCUCGGGGGGCCCCCCGGAGCAGGCAGGCGGCGUCCGGGAGUCCCCGGAGGAGGAUGGGCUGCGGACACAGCCGGCCGAGCUGCUGCAAAGCCCCCAAAAAGAGGCGCCGCAAACCAGAUCGGCUACCCAGACCACAGCCACAGGAACUAGGUCCCCUCAAUGGGGACACAGCCACAACUGUCCAGCUGUGCGCAUCUGAGGAGGCUGAGCGGUGCCAGAAGGAUAUAACCAGAAUUCUCCAGCAACACGAAGAGGACAGGAAGAAAUGGGCACAACAGGUGGAGAAGGAGAGGGAGCUGGAGCUUCGAGAGAAACUAGAUGAACAGCAAAGAGCCCUGGAGGGAGAGCAUGAGGAGGCACUGCAAGUCCUCCGGGCCUCACACGAGCAGGAGAAGGAAGCCCUCACCCACUCCUUCCAGGAGGCCAAGGCAACCCUGCAGGAGACCAUUGAUGGACUGUCCUCACAGCUGGAGGUCUUCCAGGCCAAGAUGAAGAGGGUAGAAGAGUCCAUUCUGAGCCGAGACUAUAAGAAGCACAUCCAGGAUUACGGAAGCCCCAACCAGUUCUGGGAGCAGGAACUGGAGAGCUUACACUUUGUCAUCGAGAUGAAGAACGAGCGUAUCCAUGAGCUGGACAAGCGGCUGAUCCUCAUGGAAACAGUGAAAGAAAAAAAUCUGAUGUUGGAGGAAAAAAUCACCACUUUGCAGCAGGAGAAUGAGGAGCUCCAUGUCCGGGGCCGCAACCAGAUGGUUAUGUCAAGGCAGCUCUCGGAGGACCUGCUUCUCGCCCGCGAGGCCCUGGAGAAGGAGUGCCAGUUGCGGCGACAGCUCCAGCAGGAGAAGGAGGAGCUGCUGUACCGGGUCCUCGGGGCCGAUGCCUCCCCCGCCUUCCCUCUGGCCUCAGUCACCCCCACCGAGGUCUCCUUCCUCGCCAGCUAGGACGCAGGGCCAGGACGUCUGUGGUCACAGCGCCCUCUUGAGGAUUUACCAGAGAAGACAGCGGGGGCCUCUCGUUCCAUGCCCAGGAGGGGCGGAGGGCAGGAGCGAGAUGGGCAGCCAGGGUGUGAGCCCAGGGAGCCCUGAGGGCUUGGGCCGUGCAGGAUCACCCACCGGGCUUUGAGGCCCCAGAAGCACCUUCCCCUGAGUUGGCCCAGGAAACAAGCAAAGAGGAGUCCUUCCAUCCCUCCCAGUUCUCUCUGUCCAAAUCAGGGAAGUCCCGAGCUUUUCCCAGGGGCAGCCAGUGCCACUGAGGCCAUCUGACGAAGAAGUGACAACCCACUGGUCCUGACUUGUCAGCUCCCCCCCUCCCCGAGAUGUUCCCACCUCUGGUCGGGCCCUCCCUCAGCCUCAGGUUACCUCUCCUCUAAAAUAGCCAGGGGAACCCAGCGAAUGAUUCUUGAGUCACUACAGUGCCCCAUUCUAGGAUGGUGCGAGGCUCAGACCAGGGGCUGGGGGACCGGGAAGGAAGUGGCCCACACCCUGGGAAUCAACAGGGAAAGGCGGGCUGCUGGUAAGGGGGUCACUGGAGGCCCUUGGGGCUGGGGCUGGGCAUGGUGUGGGGCAGGCGACUGCUCCCGGUCCCGGAGUCUUGCUCAGCCCAGGGGUUAAGCCAGAGCAACUCCUCAGCCCUCCUGGUCCCUCAGUCUCAGUGACACCCGGGUACACGCAGAGCUUGGACCUCAUCCCUAUACCGACAAGGAAACCAAAGUGGGGAGUGGGGCCCCCAAAACAAGGACUAGGACCUCCUCUGUCAUCCAGCUCUUCGCGUGUUGUGCUUGUUUUUCUCCCCAGGCUCCGGAAGGAUCAGAUGUGUGACUUAGUCUUUCUCCUCUGACCUCUACCUGCCCCACUCACUUCCGGUCCCUCUCUUACUCCUCCCUAUCUUGACUCCUUCUACCACCCCUAAUGCCAGGCGCCAGGACCCCGGAAUGUGGCCCUCAGCUUCCCCAUCCGUGCAGAGGGGCAGCUAGAGUAACCAAACUCAGCAUGCCUGUCCAGCCCAGACCGUCCAUGGGUUUACUGUUCUUCUCAGGAAGCUUCCGGUCAUCUGGAUGCCAUCAUGAUAACCCCUCCCCUGCACAGAGCAUUUUAACUCAGUGCUCUCAGCUACACUUC